Molecule: messenger RNA, 645 nt
Organism: Kwoniella shivajii
Lineage: Eukaryota; Fungi; Basidiomycota; Tremellomycetes; Tremellales; Cryptococcaceae
Product: nucleolar protein 16
Exons: 3
Coding region: 1-645 (214 amino acids)
Biological process (GO): ribosomal large subunit biogenesis
Cellular component (GO): nucleolus
Source: RefSeq, a predicted model, not a curated record
AUGGCAAACCCACGUCAAAGAUCAAAGGCCAAGUCGCAUAGAUCAACGAAACCAAGUAUACAUCGGAUUCGAAAAUUACAUCAAAAGUCCAGGAGAGCACCACCUUUGAAAGGUCCAGAGGUACUACAACAAGGCUGGGAUAAGAAGAAGACUGUGUUCCAAAAUUACGCAGCUUUAGGUCUUUUACCUUCUAUUCCUAUCCCGAACCAAGCGACUUCAUCUCGAUCACAAAGAGUACAACUUCCAUCAUUACCUGAAGACAUCGAGGAAGCACCCAAAGUGGGAUUUGGGAGAAUCAUAAGGGAUGAAGAUGGGAAUGUUAUUGAUAUCAUCAUUGAUGAAGAUGAGAGUAUUGAACAAGAGGAAACGAAUAUACCUUUCCCCGAAGAUGGAGAAGAAAAGCCAUCAGUAGUCGGUAAGACUGAAGUCGUAAGAAAACUUGAACAAUUAUCAGCCACUUCAGCACCUGUCAAUAGACAUACAUCAACAUCCGAGCGCACUUGGUUACACAACCUAGUGGACAAGUAUGGUGAUGAUACUGAAAGUAUGACAAGAGAUAGGAAACUGAAUGUCUGGCAAAAGACUGAGGGUGAAAUCAAGAGAAUGAUCAAGAAAGCUGGUGGUGUUGAUAAACUUCGGGCUUAA